UCAGCCAUUUUGAAGUCGUAACACUCGUAACAUAAUAUUACUUUGCUGUUGUAUUAUUUAGAUAUCGUUUAUGAUAUUCAUAAUUAAUAUUCGCCGGCACUAAAAAUUUCACCGAUACUUUUCAGGCGUACGUCAUCCGUUUGAACUACCAACAUUUCAGGGGUCAAUUUCAGAACUUCCCGUUCCUAUGGUUACUGUUGUGUAAACACAAUACUAGCGAGAACGUCUACCAGGUGCCCUUGGUUUCUCUUUUAUAUCAGUCAGAGUAAGGCAGUCAAACGGUCAACUUCUUCCUUAAUGAAUAUUUUUUGAGCUAAAAUAUAAUAUGGACAUGAAGAGAUUCAAUGAUGGUCAUUCAAAUGCUCCAUUCAAACGACCUAAGAUGGGUCCUGAUGACAUAGAAUUGAGAGUUCUUAUUCCAAGCAAGGUUGCUGGUUCAAUUAUUGGUAAGGGUGGCUUCAACAUAUCCAGGCUACGGACAGACUACAAUGCCACAGUCACUGUCCCAGAUUGCCCGGGCCCUGAACGAAUUUUAACUAUCAUAUCAAGUAAUGAUAAUGCUUUGAAAGUUUUGGGUGAAGUAAUGGGUAAUUUAGAAGAUGGUGGUUCAAGAUUUAAACGUGGUGGUGGAGCUGGCGGCGGUGGUCAAGGAAAUAAUGAUAAUCAAGGAGAGACUGAUGUUGAUGUCAGAAUGUUGGUUCACCAAAGUCAAGCUGGGUGUAUUAUAGGAAAAGGAGGAUUAAAAGUGAAGGAGUUAAGAGAAAAAACUGGAUCGCGAAUUAAAAUUUACACAAGUUGUUGUCCUAUGAGUUCUGAUAGAGUUGUUCAAAUAACAGGAAAGUCUAAUACUUGCUCAGAUUGUGUUAGAGAAGUUCUUGAUUUGUUAAAAACUGCACCUGUGAAAGGAGCAGAAGAUCCAUAUGAUCCCAAUAACUAUGAUGAAUAUUAUUCAGAUGAAUAUGGUGGUUAUGGUAAUCCAGCCGGUGGUGGUGGCAUGAGAGGUGGCAAUAUGAAUCGUGGACCUCCUGGACCAGGAAGAUUCCAAGGAGGUGGCGGUGGUCCUAUGAAUAAUCGUGGAAUGUAUUAUUCCAGGGGUGGCGGUGGACGUGGCGGUGGAGGAGGUUUUGGCGGUGGCGGUGGAUUCAGUAACAAUGGUGGAGGAAACUAUGGAGGCAAUGCUGGAGGAUAUGGAGGUGGACCUGGUGGUUAUGGAAACAAUGUUGCAUCCGGAAACUUUGGCGGCGGAGGUGGUGGUUAUGGUGGUGGCUUUGAUGAUGGUUCUAUGAGUGAUUUUAGUAUGCCUCCUCCAGCUAUUAUGGGUGCUGGAGCUGGAAAACCUGCUGCUUUUAAUGGUUCUACGCAAGUCACUAUUCCGAAAGAUCUCGCGGGCGCGAUAAUCGGCAAAGCCGGCGCUAGAAUCCGUCGUAUACGCCAAGAUUCGGGAGCCGGAAUCACAAUUGGCGAACCAACUGAAGGCUCAGAUGAACGAAUAAUUACUAUUAAUGGCACGGACAGUCAAAUUCAAAUGGCACAAUAUUUAUUACAACAAUGCGUUCAAGCCCAAAAACCUGGAGGUCCUGGUGGCGACGGCUUCAUGUAAAAAUUUAAUUAAAAAACGCAACUUGUUUUUUGCUAUUCAAUUAUGUUUUCAAUCAUAUAUUAUACUCAUUUCAUACUA
This is a messenger RNA of Sipha flava (yellow sugarcane aphid), 1678 nucleotides long. RefSeq names its product heterogeneous nuclear ribonucleoprotein K (gene HnRNP-K). Gene Ontology annotation, cellular component: cytoplasm; nucleus. Bases 326 to 1600 code for a protein of 424 amino acids. Lineage: Eukaryota; Metazoa; Arthropoda; Insecta; Hemiptera; Aphididae. The record is from RefSeq and is a predicted model, not a curated record. The transcript is spliced from 13 exons. Gene Ontology annotation, biological process: regulation of mRNA splicing, via spliceosome; regulation of transcription by RNA polymerase II. Gene Ontology annotation, molecular function: mRNA binding.